This is a messenger RNA of Neohortaea acidophila, 1350 nucleotides long. RefSeq lists its product as uncharacterized. Bases 1 to 1350 code for a protein of 449 amino acids. The transcript is spliced from 4 exons. The record is from RefSeq and is a predicted model, not a curated record. Lineage: Eukaryota; Fungi; Ascomycota; Dothideomycetes; Mycosphaerellales; Teratosphaeriaceae.
AUGGCGACGAACGGAGUCAAUGGUAACCAUUCCAAGGGAAAUGCAGCAGUGGAGGACAUUGUCAUCGUCGGAGGCUCGCUCGGCGGCCUCUUCGCCGGCGUAGCGCUCAAAUACCACGGCUACAACACCAUCAUCCUCGAGCGCACGCCGCAAUUCCUGCUCGAGAACCAAGGCGCGGGAAUCGUGGCCGGCGGCGACACGAUCAAGUUCUUUGAAAAGUACGACCGGUCCGAGAAGCCGUGUGCCGUGCCGAGCUUCAAACGCAUCUACUUGAAUCAGAAGGGGGAUAUUAUCCAUGAGGAAGUCAACCGCCAGAAUAUGACGAGUUGGGAUCUGGCGUAUUACUUGCUGCGUGCGAAUUAUGAUCGUGUUGACAGUGCGUAUUUGGAAGGGGGAAAGUUGCCUGAGGUGAGGGAUGGGGAUGGGAAGGUGGAUUAUCGGUAUGGGUGCACUGUUACCAGCCUCGAGGAUGAGGGGGAGUAUGUGACUGUGCAUUUCAAGAGGAAGCUGGAGGACGACUCGGAGGUGGAGAACUCGUUGAAAACGAAGCUGCUCAUCGCCGCCGACGGCCCCAGCUCGACCAUCCGAGCGCUCUUCGAGCCCGAGAUCGAACGCGAGUUCGCUGGCUACUGCGUCAUCCGCGGCACCGUCCCCGAAACCGAAGCCUCGCAAGAAGCCCUCGACGUCUUCCGCGAACGCUUCUGCUUCUUCCACGCCCCCGGCAUCCAGAAUCUCACCUACACCAUCGCGGGCAAAAACGGCGACACCACGCCGGGGAACCGCUUGUUGAAUUUCGUCUGGUACGCCAACUUCCCCGAGGGAAGCGAGGAGCUGGAAAAGAUUAUGACGGACAAGGACGGCCGCCGCCGUCGCAUCACCAUCCCGCCUGGCAUGAUCUCGUGGGACGCGUGGGAGUUGUUGAAGUCCAAGGCUGUGGAGCGGCUGCCGCCUCAGAUGGCGGAGAUGGCGCACAAGAGUAAGACGCCGUUUGUGCAGGCCAUUACGGACGUUAUCUCGCCUAAGAAUCUGUACAUGAGCGACAAAGUGGUGUUGGUGGGGGAUGCGUUGGCGGGUUUCCGUCCGCAUACUGUUGCUUCUACUAGCCAGGCGGCCUUUGAUGUGAUGAGUGUGGCGGAUUGGCUGGAUGGGAAGAUUGAUCGGACGCAGUUUGUCAAGCAGGUGAUGCAAUACGCGAGGCUAAUCCAAUAUCGCGGCAAAUACAUCGGAAACCGCUCGCAAUUCGAGAGUCGAGAGGUGCGGGAGUACAUUGAUGACAGGAACAUGAUGAGCAUACCGAGGUGGGAUCUCGAGUAUCCGGAGUGGACCCAGAAGGGACUGGACUCGAUAUAG